AUGGCUCCCAACUCAAACAUCCGUCACAUUCUCGAAGAGGCCGCCAACAACUUCUCUGGUUUGGUCAAGCGAAUUUCCAUUCCUCUAACACCAACAAGUCCACCAGGCCUAGUCCAAGCGCAUACACUCGACCCAUGGGAGAAGUCAGGAAAAUACGGUCGAGGAUGGUCUUAUUUUGCGCUCGCCCUGAUGGGCACCAUCCUUGUCAUGCGUGUUUGGCACUUCUGGCAGGACAAAAUUCGACAAGCUAUUUAUAAGCAGGAGGUAGAGGAACAUUACCAGAAUCUCUAUAAUGCCGAGGCAGAGGCCAUGUCUGGUAUGCGAAGUGGUCAGAGUCAGCAUUUCUUCCCUGAAGGAAACGAAGUGUUGGGUGAAAAGCACUUCCGACCAAAGGCGCAUUUCUCUUCUGUCAACAUGAUCAACGAUACUCUGGCUCUGUUUCGAUGGAUAUUCUAUCGCCCUAUCCCUGAUUUUGUAUGGGGAAGACGCCGAGUGACAUUCUCCUCCUUGGCAGUCCUCACCACUGUCUUCAUCUCUCUUGUCUUUGUGGUACUUUACUGCUUCCUGCAACAACCACUUUACUGGCAGAGCAUCCAGUUUGGCUCACCUCCCCUGGCUAUCCGAGCAGGCAUGAUAUCUAUCGCCCUGACGCCUUGGAUUAUCGCAACCAGCAUGAAAGCGAAUAUUCUUACCACCAUUAUUGGAAUUGGUCCCGAGCGACUCAACGUUUUCCAUCGUUGGGCAGGCUAUCUAUGUUUGUUUUUGUCACUUGUUCACGCCAUUCCCUUUUAUAUCCAGCCUGUUUGGGAUGACGGUGGAAUGGAAGUAUUCCAACGUUUGUUUCCUGGUGGCAGUGGUAUUAUCUACGGUACAGGCAUAGCUUGUCUCGUACCCCUUAUCUGGUUGUGUGUCGCCUCACUCCCUUUCAUUAGGAGAACAGCUUAUGAGGUUUUCGUUAUUCUUCAUAUUCCUGUUGGAAUGCUUUAUGUCGGUCUCUUAUUCUGGCACACAAAGAACUUUCUCAUGUCUUGGGCAUAUCUAUACACGACAAUUGCUAUCUGGGCAUUUUGCUAUUUCUUGAGGCUGUUCAAAUUGAACUGGCUCAAGCCUUGGCGCAUGUCUUUCAUGGUUGGUGAUGAAGCAGCCAUUACCCUUAUGGCCGAGAACGCGGUCAAAGUCACAAUUCCAACACAGAUGAAGUGGAAACCUGGCCAAUACGUCUAUCUACGAAUGCCUGGAAUUUCCAUCUUCGAAAACCACCCUUUCACCAUCUCGUCGUUAUGCAGCGACGAUUUCCCUUCAGAGUACGGUGAGCAAUAUCGUGACUGCACGUUGGUGUUCCGACCUUAUGGCGGAUUCACACGCAAGGUGCUAGACACUGCCAUUGAGAAAGGACCUUUCCAUACUUAUCGUGCGUUUUUGGAUGGCCCUUAUGGUGGCAUGCGCCGCGAUCUGGCCGCCUUUGAUACCUGCAUUCUUAUCGCAGGCGGAAGUGGUAUCACGGCGCUUGUAUCACAGCUUCUCAACCUUAUUAAAAGAAUGAGAGACGGCAAGGCCAUCACCAAAAAGGUUGUGGUGAUCUGGGCCCUCAAGCGACUUGAAGCUAUGGACUGGUUCAGGGAGGAAUUAAGAAUUUGUCGUGAGGCUGCUCCCCCAGAGAGUGUCACUUGCAAGUUCUUUGUGACGUCGGCCGUAAGAGCACGACCCGGCAUGGAGGGUGAAAGUCCGUUCAAUCAGAACAAUGGCCCCCACGGACCCAGGGCUCUGAGCCACAUGUUCCAUGACAAGCUGGACGGGUUUGUCGCGGGCAUUGCUUCCAAGAGAAACUCAGCCCUGAUUCAUUCCGAGGCCCAGGGCGACCCGGAGCGUGAGCGUGAGCUACGUGCUGAGGACGAGGACCGCAUAACAGCCCUUCCUCAGCAAAAGUAUCUCCAGCCUCACUCAUUCCCACCUCCACCGCCGGGACCACCGCCCACUAAUCGGGAGGAGUCUCUUAGAAGGCUCGAAGGGCACGGCUAUCCUGAAGACAAGAAGCCUCCGAUUGAAGAUGCCGAUGAGCCUACAGCGAACGACGGAGAGUUUCACUUCAGACCCAUGAAGAAUGAUAACCCACCUCAGUUCAAUUACGCACCGCGAUCACCUCAGCGACUUCCAGAAUCAUUCCCCACAGAGGAAGAAGCAUUUCCAGUACGAGCUCCAGAGCUUGCACACCUUCGGACGGCCAAUCCUGAGGCGGGAAGACCACGACCUACAUCCACUUUUGGACCGCCAUCUGGCUUCGAUUUUGGGUUCCCGGAAACCCCAACCGAGUUUCAAAAGAGUCUCAUGCGGUUUGCAUUCCCAGUGCCUCAUCAAAUCGAUGGAGGCUGGAGCGUUGAGUACGGCCGACCAGACCUGGGUUAUAUGCUCAAAGAAUGGGCCACAGGAGGUGCUGAUGGACGAGGCAUCCUCGGCCGCCGCACAGCUGUGUUCGUUUGUGGCCCGCCAGCUAUGAGAGUUGGUGUUGCCAACACAGUAGCUCGACUCCAGGCAGAGAUCUGGGGCGAUGAUGAGCUGGAGGAAAUCUUCUUGCACACCGAAAACUACGCCUUGUAG
Messenger RNA from Fusarium venenatum, 2595 nucleotides. Its product is annotated as ferric reductase like transmembrane component-domain-containing protein. Gene Ontology annotation, cellular component: plasma membrane. Gene Ontology annotation, molecular function: ferric-chelate reductase activity. The record is from RefSeq and is a predicted model, not a curated record. Gene Ontology annotation, biological process: copper ion import; intracellular iron ion homeostasis; iron ion transport. Lineage: Eukaryota; Fungi; Ascomycota; Sordariomycetes; Hypocreales; Nectriaceae.